Molecule: messenger RNA, 3395 nt
Organism: Boleophthalmus pectinirostris (great blue-spotted mudskipper)
Lineage: Eukaryota; Metazoa; Chordata; Actinopteri; Gobiiformes; Gobiidae
Product: caspase recruitment domain-containing protein 10
Exons: 24
Coding region: 100-3165 (1021 amino acids)
Biological process (GO): regulation of apoptotic process
Molecular function (GO): protein binding
Source: RefSeq, a predicted model, not a curated record
CUCUCAGCUGAGCUCCGCACUGUUAAGUUUGGGGUGAAGACAGUAACUGAUAACUUGGGACAGCAUGAUUACAACCUCUUUGUUGGAAUAUCGAGAAAGAUGAGUGGUGUGACAGAUUUGGCAGAAGAUCCUGACAGUAUUGCACAGGACGAAGUUCGGUCUCCGCCGUGGACAGAGGAGCGCUGUGAGGAGCUCUGGGAACGGAUUGAGGGAGUACGACACAAGCUCACGCGUAUCCUACACCCAGCCAAACUCACGCCUUAUCUGCGCCAGUGCAAGGUCAUUGAUGAGGAAGAUGAAGAUGAGGUGCUUAAUUCCACACAGUACCCUCUACGCAUCAGCAAGGCGGGCCGUCUGCUGGACAUUCUGCGAGGUCAGGGCCAAAGGGGUCUGCAGGCCUUUAUGGAGUCCCUGGAGUUUUAUCACCCAGAGCAGUACACACAGCUGACAGGGGAGCAGGCCACACAGCGCUGCUCUCUCAUUCUUGAUGAAGAGGGCCCUGAGGGGCUGACACAGUUUUUGCUUUUGGAGGUGAAAAAGUUGCGUGAACAGCUCAGAAACAGUCGACUGUGCGAGCGCCGACUGUCCCAGCGCUGCCGUAUGGCCGAGGAAGAGCGGAGCCGUGCCGAACGAAAAGCACAAGAACUACGCCACGAUAGACUGCAGCUUGAGAGGCUGCGUCAGGACUGGGAAUCAGCGAGCCGGGAGCUGGGCAAACUGAAGGACAGACUUUUGGAGCAGGCUGUGAAGUACUCCAGAGCUUUAGAGGAGCAAGGAAAAUCCACGAGUCGAGAGAGAGAACUGCUCAGGCAGGUGGAAGAGCUAAAGUCAAGGCUGAGUGAAGUAGAUACUUCCUCAGUGGAGGCCCAACCCAUGACAUCGUCCAAACGCAACAGUUUGGUGACCAAUGGUUCACAGCCGCUUCCACCUGCACUUCCAGAGAAACCUCUGAAAUGUCUCAAAUCAGACACCACAAGCAAUGGCACCCAGGAUUCAGGGGUAAUUGCUCUGAUGGACAUCCUGCAGCAGGACCGCAGAGAGGCGGCAGAGGAGAGACAGGAGCUGUGUGACAUGAUCACUACACUACAGGAGGAGGCACAGAGGUGUGAGGAGCAGACGGCCCGGCUGGAGGUGCAGUGUGAACAGCUCCAGCUGAAGGUUCGGACUCUGCAGCUGGACUGGGAGACGGAGCAGAAGAGGAGUGUGUCAUACUUCAACCAGAUCAUGGAGCUGGAGAAGGAGAGGGACCAGGCCCUAAGAAGCAGGGACAGCCUGCAACUGGAGUUCACAGAGUGUCUUCUGGAUAAAAACCGUUUGAGGAAGAGAAUCGCAGAGCUGCAGGCCAGUAUAGAGCAGCAGCAGAGGGAGCUGGAGAGAGAGAGGGCCCGAGAGCAGAUGAACCAGAGCACUUCCUGUCUGCACUGUUCUCACCUGUCUCUGUGGAGUGAGGAUCAGUGUUAUGGCCCCUGCUGCUCCCUGGGAUUGAGCCCCCAGUCCAACAACAACCUGCUGCUGCGGAAGUCUCAGGCACACCUGAGAGAGAGAAUAAAGGCAAGCUCUUCUGAUUCUCAUUCCACCUCUGAGGAAAACCUCUUAAUUUCCGCAGAAGACAAUGAAAAGGAGAUAAAUCGCCUCUCAACAUUCCCCUUCCCUCCUUGUAUGAACUCCAUCAACAGAAGAGUCAAUGCAGAGUUUGACUUGGAUUCUUGGGGCAGUGAUGAGAAUGAAAACAUAGCUGGCCAACAAAGUGAACUCUCUUUGUGGGAUUCAUGGACCUCAUUACACUCUCAGCCCUUUCCCUCUGAUCUGAUCAAAUGUCCUUCUCCCAAACUAACUGGACAAAAUAUCUCAAGGAUACCCCAACUUACCCCACCUUCCAGCACCCCUCCCUCUCCUAAGGACAGAAAGGCCAGUCUUGCUGAUGACAUCACAAUAGUGGGGGGAAACCAGACUGGGAUCUUUGUUAGCCACGUGAAGCCUGGGUCUCCAGCUGAACAAUGUGGACUCACUCAGGGCUGUGAGCUGCUGGAGCUGGAGCGUGUGCUGUUUGGUGGGGGAAGUGUACAGCUGGCCCAGUGCACUGCAGAGAUAGCACACUUUUCUCUUCAGUGGUGGACAGAGCCUUCUUCACUCAAACAUCAAAACAACCCCGAGGCCUAUGCCAAACUGUGCUCCCAGAUGAAAUCUUCUUCUUUUAUGGGGGCUGACUCAUUCUAUGUUCGUGUUAAUCUCACUAUGGAGCCUCAUGGGGAUCCUCCAUCUCUGGGAGUGUCUUGUGAUGAUAUCAUACAUGUCACAGACACCAGAUUUAAUGGGAAGUAUCAUUGGCGCUGUUGGCGAGUCGACCCAAACACAGCCAAGCCCCUGCAGGCAGGGACCAUGCCUAAUUACAAUAGGGCUCAACAGUUGUUACUUGUGAGGUUAAGAAAACUGGCACUUGAGCAAAAAGACUUCAAGAGAAAAAUGUUCUUGAAGAAAGCAGCAGGUCGUGUGCGCCUUAUUAAAGCUGUGGAUCCUAGCUUUCGUGGCAUUGGCUCUGGACAACAGGUUUUCUACACCCUCAGUAAACGUCACGAGGAGCACCUGAUUCCAUACAGUUUAGUAAAGCCAUUGCAGGUUGAAACUAAACGACCAGUUGUUUUCUCCCCAUCUCUUCUGUCUCGGGGUCUUAUAGAGAGACUGAUGCAGCCUGCAGACGCCAGUCUGAACUUCAGUACCUGCCCAACAGAACAUAUCCCCAGUUCAAAACAAGGAGACAAACAAGUCUUCUUGUUAGAUUCCUACACUCCAGAGCAGACUUUGGGUGUAAGACUGCAGUCUAUACAGGACAUAAUCAGCCAGGACAAACACUGUCUGUUGGAGCUGGGGCUGUCCAAUGUUGAAGGCCUGCUGAGACAGGGAAUAUACCCUAUAGUUAUCUACAUUCGCCCAAAAAGUAAAAAACACAAAAAACUAAGGAAGUUUUUUCCACGAUGUGUGGAGGACGGUGCAAUGGAGGAGGCGUGCCAUGCUGAAGAGCUGCAGCUAGAGACACUGCCUCUGCUUUAUUACACUCUAGAGCCAAACACUUGGAGCUGCACGGAAGAGCUGCUGUCAUCUUUACGCAAUGUUAUACAAAGCCAGCAGAGGGCAGUAGCAUGGGUAGAAUUGGAUCGGUUGCAAUAAAUCUACAGCCAUGGAUCUAUAAAAUCUACAAAAUAAAAUAACAUGGCAGGCUCCUUGUUAUACGUAAUAUUACAAAUACAAUCAUAGCACCAUACUUGCAUAACUUAUGUUUGGUUUUCAUUUGAACAUGUGAACAUUUCAUGAAAGUAAACUGAUAUUAUUUUGCUACUUUUGCACUGUGUUUAUUUACAUAGUGUACUUUAUGUAUUUACCAGGAAACACAAACACAA